UGUUUUUGUGUGUUUUUUUAUAAACAAAAUUUAAAAAAUGGUGACAGUAACUUGUCAAGGAGCGUGUCAAGAGGAAUACGCAUUGAGGAUGCGAGCCAUCCGGAGGGAGCGAGCCUAUCUCAGGGCGUCCAAUGAGUGGUUUCGGUGGGAGGACACCGAGGGUGAAGCCCUGGAUGGCGAAAAUAUUUUCGCCAUCAAAGAUCUGCACGCCAGGGCCGCGAAAUGGCUCGCGGAUGCCGAGGACGAGGCCUACCUGGCCGGAGCUCGCUGGGAGGGAGGUGUCGGCCCAGACACCCCGAGAGCCCACUGGAUCCGCGCUCUGAGGCGCGAGGGGCGCCAGUUCGAGGCCGAGGGCGAGCAGGUGCUCGCCCUCUACGAUGUCGAGGAUGCCUGGGCCCUCAGGAUCCUCUUCGGGGAGGAGUCCACCCAGCCUGACCUGACGGAGGAGGACUGGUCCCUGGAGCAGUGGGACUGAGAUCCCCCUCCGCCCCCCCCCCCUAAUAAUGAAUUAAAAAAAAAAAUUUUUUAAAUUGUAUUUUUAAUUUUAAGUUUUUUAAAAAAUAAAACAAAAUUUUUAAAUCAAUAUUUACU
Messenger RNA from Diachasmimorpha longicaudata, 591 nucleotides. RefSeq lists its product as uncharacterized. The transcript is spliced from 3 exons. NCBI's taxonomy places the organism in Eukaryota, Metazoa, Arthropoda, Insecta, Hymenoptera, Braconidae. The record is from RefSeq and is a predicted model, not a curated record. Bases 38 to 475 code for a protein of 145 amino acids.